Molecule: messenger RNA, 1146 nt
Organism: Rhizophagus irregularis DAOM 181602=DAOM 197198
Lineage: Eukaryota; Fungi; Glomeromycota; Glomeromycetes; Glomerales; Glomeraceae
Biological process (GO): DNA recombination
Source: RefSeq, a predicted model, not a curated record
UCAAGUUUCGGGUUAAUCCAGCCAAUCCACAAUCAUUUAGUCAGUUUUAUUUUCUCUAAAUAAAAUGGUGUCGAAGCAGUCGAACGGAUUUAAAGUACCUUCGCUGGCGGGUAUGGCAUUUCACGUACUUCUUCGUAUUUCAAACUCUGAAGAUUGGCACGCUUGGUCAAAACAAGAUCUUGUUGAUAUAGUUUGUUCAAAGAACAGGAGUGAUUUGACAAAGAAUCGACGCAACGCACUAGAAUUAAUUGACCGGUUGGUCAAAAAAGGUAUAAUAAAUUUAUUAUCAACGCGUACAGAUAACAAGAAUCAAGAAAUUACAAUAUAUUGGAUUAGAAAAAAUUUGGAAAAAUUAUCUAUACAAGAAUCAAGACAGAAUUCAGAACUGACACCAAAAUCUGAACUUAGUGCAAAACGACGUUCAAUGGCAUCUAUAAUAAGCAAGGCGCAGUCAAAGUUGAAUUCACCUUUGACUCCAAGUACGGCACGUAGUUCUUCGACGCAAAGUCCAUUGAAAAGAAAAUCUUCUUUACCGUUACCCGCAUCAGUCAAAAGGCCAAAAUUCAAGUCACCUUUAUCUCGUGAAUCGCAUGAUCCAGAAAUUAAAGCAUUAUUGGACCAGAAACGAGAAUUAGAAAAAGAAAUUACCAAAGUUGAAGAAAAUAUCAGGAAGAUUAAAUUGGUAUUGAAAUAUCAGGAGACGAAUGAAGGCAAUAAUAUUGGACAACUAAUUAAGAAAUGGCGUCGAGCAAGUCAAGAGACUGCAGAAUAUUUAUUUUCGAAAAUUCCGAAAGAAAAAUCCUUUUUAGAAGAGGCAGGCUUUUCGAAUGCUUGGGGUAAUUGGGGAUGGGAUGAAGAGGAUCAACAGAAGCAUAUUGUAAGUUAUUCGGAUGGUGAGGAGGAGGAUUAUAAUGAAUCAUCUAAUCAGAAAAACGAACUUGAACAACGUACCAUGAAAACAAUGCUUUUACGAAUGGGAAUUGAUUUAAAGUUGAUCAGAUGGAAUGAAGAUGAUGAAUGUUUCGAAGAAUAAAAGAAAGAUCGUUUUAGUAUAUACAUUAUGAAGAAAGCUAAUAUAAUAUGAAAUCAUGAUUAAUAUAAACAAUUCUUAUUUUAUAUUUUAAUAUUUUAUUUAUAUUAAUUUAU